Daucus carota subsp. sativus is the source of this 1013-nucleotide messenger RNA. Its product is annotated as L-ascorbate peroxidase, cytosolic. Bases 137 to 889 code for a protein of 250 amino acids. The record is from RefSeq and is a predicted model, not a curated record. Gene Ontology annotation, biological process: response to reactive oxygen species; hydrogen peroxide catabolic process; cellular response to oxidative stress. Gene Ontology annotation, cellular component: chloroplast. Lineage: Eukaryota; Viridiplantae; Streptophyta; Magnoliopsida; Apiales; Apiaceae. Gene Ontology annotation, molecular function: peroxidase activity; heme binding. The transcript is spliced from 10 exons.
CCACACAAACCUACCUCCUGUUUUUAUAGAUUAGCCGCCCGAGUCGUGUGGCCUGCUCGCGUAUCUCUCUCUCUCUCUCUCUCUCUUGAUUUUCAGACAAUCACUCUUUUUUCUCGCUUCUCACCAAAACAAAGCUAUGGGAAAGUGCUACCCUGCUGUGAGUGAAGAGUACAAUGUCGCUGUUGACAAAUGCAAGAGAAAGCUUAGAGGGCUCAUUGCUGAGAAGAGUUGUGCUCCUUUGAUGCUUCGUCUAGCGUGGCACUCAGCUGGUACUUAUGACCAUAGCACCAAGACUGGUGGUCCUUUUGGGACAAUGAGACACAAGGGUGAGCUCGCACAUGGUGCCAACAAUGGCCUUGACAUUGCUGUCCGUCUUUUGGAGCCUAUCAAGGAGCAGUUCCCCAUCCUCUCUUAUGGCGACUUCUAUCAGUUGGCUGGAGUUGUUGCUGUCGAGAUUGCAGGAGGGCCUGAUGUUCCAUUUCACCCUGGAAGGAAGGAUCUAAGUGAGCCACCAGUUGAAGGCCGUCUUCCUAAUGCUACAUUGGGAAAUGACCAUUUGAGAGAUGUGUUCGUGAAACAAAUGGGACUUUCUGACAAGGAUAUUGUUACUCUUUCUGGCGGGCAUACUCUGGGAAGGUGUCACAAGGAGCGAUCUGGGUUUGAAGGACCCUGGACUAGCAAUCCUCUCAUCUUCGACAACAGCUACUUCAAGGAACUCUUGACUGGGGAAAAAGAAGGGCUUCUGCAAUUGCCUACUGAUAAAGCUCUCCUUCAGGACCCUGUCUUCCGUCCUCUUGUGGAAAAAUAUGCUGCGGAUGAGGAUGCUUUCUUUGCCGAUUACGCAGAAUCUCACAUGAAACUCUCUGAAUUAGGAUUUGCCGAGGCCUAAAGCUACUGCUCAGCUGAGAUUUUGGAAGGACUGCCUACUGCUUUGUAAUUUCAUAUUAUGUCAUGUAUUGAAUUUGAUGAAACUUGGGUUUGAACUUUGUUGAUGAGAUCUGCAGUCCCUUUUA